This is a messenger RNA of Mercenaria mercenaria, 717 nucleotides long. RefSeq lists its product as uncharacterized. The transcript has a single exon. Gene Ontology annotation, molecular function: glycosyltransferase activity. NCBI's taxonomy places the organism in Eukaryota, Metazoa, Mollusca, Bivalvia, Venerida, Veneridae. Gene Ontology annotation, cellular component: Golgi apparatus. The coding region runs from base 1 to 717 and encodes 238 amino acids. The record is from RefSeq and is a predicted model, not a curated record.
AUGGAAAGACUACAAAUGCAGGGAAACAAAAUACAUAACUGGACUAUUCUUCUAACUGUCAACAACGGAUUCUACGAUUUCUUCCUAAAUUGGCGGUGGCAUUUUAAGCAACUAAAUAUUUAUUUGCCCAUAUCAGUAAUUGCAGAAGAUGAUAUUGUAUUUGGUAGACUUACCAGCUUAAAGGACAGCUCAAUGGAAGUGCAAAGAAGUGAGCGUGUAUCCAUUAACGAAACUGUCGCCUACAACAGUCCUUUGUAUAGAAGCAUGGUCUCUGAACGGCCUACAUAUAUUUUGAAGUAUUUAAAGAAAGGAACAGACAUUAUUUAUUCAGACAUGGACACUGUAUGGUUACAAAAUCCUUUGCCUUACUUAGAGGGCGACUAUGACAUAUGGAGUCAGAUGGAUGGAAAAACAGUUUUCUGCACAGGAUUUUUGGCUAUUAAAAGUAACAAUAAUACAAAAAAAUUUGUACAGAAAUGGGAGGAUUCAUUUAGAGAGAAACCUACGCUGAACCAACCAAUAUUUAACAAGUUGGUGAAAAACUCAACUAUAAAUAUAAAAGCAUUAGACAGAGAAAGGUUUCCAUCUGGAAUACAAUAUUUUGAAAAGUUUUCAAAAGAAGAACGUUCUGGAGUUGUGGUUGUACACAAUAAUUGGAUAGUUGGUCACAAUAAUAAGAUUAAGCGAUUCCAAGACAUGAAAUUAUGGGCAAACUAG